Molecule: messenger RNA, 339 nt
Organism: Ramularia collo-cygni
Lineage: Eukaryota; Fungi; Ascomycota; Dothideomycetes; Mycosphaerellales; Mycosphaerellaceae
Exons: 1
Coding region: 1-339 (112 amino acids)
Source: RefSeq, a predicted model, not a curated record
AUGGCUUUGAGGAGAGCUUUGGCGGGAUACGAUGGUUUGGGAGGAGGAUGCGAGACUGGAAACAAUGAGACGGUGGAUAGCGCGAAAGCGGAAAGUGUGGAAGAAGAUGGUGCGAAAGAGGAGUACUUAUACUGGGAGGAGCAGGUCAAAGAAGAAGUACCAAACGACGAACUAAGAGCAGUGAAGCAAGAGAUGGUGAACCUGCCGGAAGAAGAGGAGCCUGCUGAACAAGAGUGCGAUGUGGACGACACGCGCGUGAGGCACGUUCGAAGAUCACAGCGGCAGCCAAAGCUGGCUUGCUCGGUCCGAGACCAGAGAUGGUUUCUUGAUGUUGACUGA